UGCUGAGGGAACGAGAUUGUCAGCUAAUCAGCUUGCAUAUUUUCUGUUGACUGUUGAGACAGUUGAGUUUCGCCAUUCUGUGGUUUCGCGGUAAUAUUUCUGAGAAUGUCUUCUCAUGUAAGUGCAGGGAUGCAGCUCUUUAUGCAGAGAAGGUCUGUCUUCACAACAGAGGAAGGAGUAAGUCGUGGUUUAAGUUUUAAACCUCGCUCAGACGACGUGUUCGUCGUGACCCCACCAAAAUGCGGCACAACAUGGAUGCAACAGAUUCUACAUCAGUUACGUAGUGGUGGCGAUAUGUCAUUUGAUGAUAUUAGCGAUGUUGUCCCUUAUAUCGAGUUUGCCUAUGAUACCGAAGUAGAUCUCGAGGCUGAGCACAAGUAUCAGCCACGGUAAGAUAAGAUAUUAGAGGGUUUUAGAUUGACGUUUACGGCAAACGUCAAACCGGUAACGAAGUUUUUGAUUUUACAACUCUAUUAUAACAGCUUUUACACCAGUUUUGAAAUAUAUUAAACACUUAUGAAACUUGUCGUACUUAACAAUGAUUCAAGAAAACAAAUUAACCACUAUAGGCAUGUAUUCACCAAAGCAGUAAAUUAAGAUUUAACGUUUGAAGUUCACGUUUGGCGUAUAGAUUUUAUGCUUUAACGACUACAAACCCUCGUAUAAGAGUUCAAGCAUAAAAUUUAUACGCCAAAGGUCAACUUCAAACGCCAUGGACCGGUUGUAUAAAACUCUUAAUCACUUUUUUAAUGACUAUUUUGUGGUUAAAUAGUGAUUAACUCUCAAAUAGGCGUUUCUUAUUGGAUGACGUUUGCACUUAACCAUAGUUAACUUUAAUCACCUUUUAUACAACCGAUCCCAGAUCUUAAUUUACUGCUUUGGUGAAUACAUGACUAGUUGUUAAUUUGUAUUCUUGAAUCAUUGUUAAAUACCACAAGUUUAAUAACUUAUAAAACGUACAAAGAACUUAAGUUUAAUAAGUGUUUAGCCUAAUAUAUUUCAAAACUGGUGUAAAAGCUGUUAUAAUGGAGUUGUAAAAUCAAAAACGUCGUUACCGGUUUGACGUUUGCCGUAGUAGGCCUAUACAUACAGAGCUGCAACUGCAUGGCCGUCGUACACUAGUUAUAAGUUAGAGUUAUAAACCGAGUAGGAGGUUUAUAACUGAUAUAUUGCCCCCGAGGACGCGUAGCGUCCGAGGGCAAUAUAUCAGUUAUAAACCGACUUUCGAGGUUUAUAACUAACUUAUAUCACAUUUGUGGAGGUUUUCUAACAUAUUUUGUCAUUUUCAAAAAAUUUUAAAGAAAAAUUCUCGCGUUUUGUCUACAAGUUUAAUCUAAUCAUUUAUUCAAGGUAUAUAAGCUAGUUAUAAACCUCGGACGAUCAAAGAAAACCGACACAAAUGUGAUAUAACUCUGUUUAUAAUAUAGUAUUUGUAAAUUCUGAACGCUGAUUGUCUAAGGUCGCGGUCACACUAGCGCUAGAAUCGUGCUUGCUUGAACAAAAUCUACUUGAAUCGCUCAACACAUCACCUUCCAAGCGCGCUUGUCAUGAGUGUGACCGCGCAAAACACAAAACCCAAGCAUGCUUGAAAUCUGACACGAUUUGCUUGAAAUUUCAAAGGCGCCGAAGCACGAUCCAAACACACUACAGGGUAUGUUUGAAUCGUGCUAGAAUGUGGAUCUCAAGUGGAUUAAAUAAUUCAGCCAAUAAAAUGUGGAGUUUUAGGAGGCAAAUAGACAAGUAAUUUCAACAUGUCAUUUUUAAUUUGAAUAGAGACAGAACCGCGGUAGAUUCGAACUAUUUUGCUUACACAAUUUGUCAACGCGCUAAGCAGUGAGUCGAAUGAAUAAACGAUAUUUCUGUAUGGAAACCUGAUGCAGAAACCAAAUUCAAAAUUUCAAAGUAAUUUAGUUUUUGCCCGUGUAAUUAUAUAAUAUACAAUGUUAACAUCCCUAUUUAAUACAUAUCAUAUGAUAAUGAAUAACGAUCGGGCAAGCGAUUUGCGCCUGAACUAAGGACAAAGUCUAAACUUAGUUAGGCCUACGAAAUCACAAGAAUAAUGUGUAUUUGUUGCCUUUAAUAUAAUGGACUUUAGAUUAUUAGAUAGGUUUUUAAUGUUUAUCUGUCAACAACAGCAAGCAAGCAAACGUUGCUUUUUUGAGUGUGACCGCGACGUGCUUGGCUUGCAUUCUAGCACGAGCUUGGUAUGUGUUCAAGCAAGCACGCUAAUCCGGUGGUAAUCUCCAAGCACAAGCGCUAGUGUGACCGCGACCUAAGAGCCGUGUUGAUAUAACUCAAUGUCAACACGGAAACGUCGGAAAAUUUCUUUCUUUAUAUUUCUUUGUGCUAUAUUAUAAAACAAAUAUAAAACAUUUUUUUGGGCGUCGUGUUUUCACACAAUUUCGAGUUUUCCCAAUUUCUACUCGCGUUGAUAUAUAGAGGAUAUUUAUAGACGGUUGCGAAGAGAUAUGGAUUUUAUGUUCGAGUGGCAAAAACAAUAUCAGAUAUUGUUUUUGACACGAGAACAUAAAUCCAUAUCUUCUCGCAACCGUUUAAUGUUCUGUUUAUUAUAUGGACUUCUUCAGAGUGACAAAAAUACACACUAAACAAUGAUACUUUUAAUAUGGUAAAUCUGCCUGGUUAUAACUUCAUUAGUAAUCAUCGCCGAGGUAAAACAGGCGGUGGUGUAGGUCUUUAUCUAGGUGAUUAUUUUCAGUACAAAUUAAUUGAAGACUUUAAUAUUUCUAAUCCUGAAGUAAUUGAGUCUCUGUUUGUUGAAAUUUCAAACCCUCUUGGGAAAAACAUUAUUGUAGGAACUGUUUACCGCCCACCCAACCAAAACCUUGUCUCAUUUAUCGAAGACUUUAAUAAAAUCCUUUCUAUUAUUUCCAAAGACAACAAACAAUGCUACAUAAUGGGAGAUUUUAAUUUGGACUUACUUCAUUGUGAUCAUCAUGCGUAUACACAAGAAUUUAUAGACUCAUUAUUUUCACAUAUGUUUAUUCCUCUUAUUAAUAAGCCAACGCGGCUAACUUCUCAAUCAGCAACACUAAUUGAUAACAUAUUUACGAAUUGUUUUACACAAAAUAUUGUAAAUGGAAUUAUUCUGAACGACUUGUCGGACCACCUACCUGUGUUUGCAUUAUCUAGUACUAAAUUUGAGAAACCAAAUAAUGAAACCACAUAUUAUACUCGGGAUUACAAUGAUUUAAAUAUUAUCAAGUUUCAAACUAAAUUAUCACAGGUCGAAUGGACUCGGGUCUUGAUAGGGCAGGAUCCAAAUAGACUUUACGAUGUUUUUGCCGAAGAAUAUUAUAGGCAUUUUGAGGAUUGUUUUCCCUUAAAAAUAUCUAAGUUGAAUUCUUGUAGGAAAUCAAAAUCACCAUGGAUUACUAAAGGUUUGCUGACUUCCGUUAAAAAAAAGAAUAAAUUAUACAAAAAAUAUCUUGCAAACCCUACCCCUGUACGUGACUCUCAAUAUAAGAGAUACAAAAAUAAAUUGAAUCACCUAAUUAGAAUAUCAAAGAAAACUUACUAUGAUAAAAAAUUUGAAUUAGCUAAAAGUGAUUUGAAAACAACAUGGAAAUUAAUAAAUGAAGUCACUAACCUAAAACGUAAAAAGCCCUCACUACCGUCAUCUUUUCGAUCAAAUAACAUGACUAUCAAUGAACCCUCUAAAAUUGCCAAUGAUUUUUGUAAAUAUUUUUCUGAAAUUGGCCCAUCCCUUGCGCGUAAGAUUCCCCCAACAAAUCGUUCAUUUCAUGAGUCUUUAGGCCCUACUAUUAGUGAAACCAUAUUUCUUAAACCUACAACUGUUAAUGAACUGAGAGAGAUAUGUAUGUCGUUUAAAAAUGGAAAAGCACCUGGCUACGACAACCUACCUAUACAUAUCAUAAAAAAAUCGUUUGAAUUAAUAUCUGAACCAUUAAUGCUGGUAAUUAAUUCUUCACUUGAGGCAGGGUUAUUCCCAGAUAAGCUAAAAGUAGCUAAAAUAAUUCCUAUUUAUAAAGCUGGUGAGGUAAAGUGCAUUCACAAAUUACAGAACAAUUUCAAUUUUGUCUAGUUUUUCAAAAAUCUAUGAAAAGGUCAUGUAUAAUCGUUUGGUAGAAUUUACUAAUAAACUUGAAAUCUAUUACUGCCACCAGUUUGGUUUUCGAACUAACCACUCAACCAAUCUUGCUCUUACUCACUUGAUAAAUAAAAUUGCAACUGCUAUUGAUCAAAAAGAAAUAACAGCAAGUGUUUUCUUAGAUCUGUCUAAAGCAUUUGAUACCUUAAACCAUGAUGUACUAUCUUCUAAGCUUGAGAGGUAUGGGAUUCGUGGAGUGGCAUUAAAUUGGGUACAGAGCUAUUUCAAUAACCGAACACAAUUUGUUCAAUAUAACAAAUUUUCUUCUGCUCGAAUAGCCAUACAAUGUGGUGUACCCCAAGGGUCAAUAUUGGGCCCACUCUUUUUCAUCCUUUAUAUUAAUGAUCUUCCAAACGCCUCACAUUUAGUCAAACCACUAUUAUUUGCAGAUGACACCAGGAUUUGUUAUGCUAGCUCCGAUCCCAUAGUAUUAGCUACAGUAUUAAAUGAGGCAUUACUAAAUAUUAGUACAUGGAUGAAAGCUAACAAACUCUCUGUCAAUAUUGAUAAAAACAACGACUACAUCAUUUUCCAACCAACCCAAAAGAAAUCCACGUAUGAAAUUCUCCUUCUUCUUGAUGACAGAUUAAUCACACAAAAGAAACAGAUCAAAUUUCUUGGGGUCCUUAUAGAUCAAAAUCUCUCAUGGAAACCUCAUAUAAAUUACGUAUGCAAAAAAGUUUCGAAGUCUAUCGGUGUAAUAUACAGAGCUCGUUUCAACUUGUCGAAAAGUACUAAAUUGUUGUUAUAUUAUACCUUAAUCUAUCCAUAUCUUAUCUACUGCAACACAAUAUGGUCGUCUACAUAUGUUUCUAACUUAAAACGGUUACAAAUUCUACAAAAGCGAAUAGUUAGAUUAUUGACUAGUUCGAGCUUACUGCUCCGCUUUUUAAAAAAUUGAAAAUACUUGAUAUCAAUAGGAUUAAUUCCUUUUGUACAGGUAUAUUCAUGUAUUCCUACCAUAACAAAUUACUUCCACCCCCCCUUUCUUAACUUAUUUAGCACCAGCAACCAGUUUCAUAAUUAUAAUACUAGAAACGCUGACACAUAUCGUUCACAUGCAUGUAGAACUAAUAUAAAACAAUUUACUAUGCUUUCACGAGGUCCAAAACUGUGGAAUUCGCUCCCUGACACCGUUAAGAAUGCAGGGACGUUAAAUUGCUUCAGGAAUAGAUUACGAAAAUAUUUACUUCAAUGUUAAGCGAUAUAACUGCGUUCACUAGCUGUCGCAAUUGCUUUAACAAAAUACUUUUGAUAUAUAUACUUUGAAAAGCUUCAAGGAGAUAUCCAAUUUAUAAGACUUAUGGUUUCUGGAUAACUCCUUGCCACUAAUAUAACCACUGUAAAUAUAACAACAUAAAUUACCAUUAUAUAAACAGUAACAGUAUAUUAGAAAUCUGAAAUAUUGUAAAUGGUAUUGGUGGCUAAUAAAUCCUUAUCUUAUCUUAUCUUAUGUAAAUAAGCACACGAAAGACCAGUGUAAAAGCGAUAUUUUUUAAAAUUAUAGUGCAAACAUAAAACUAAAAUCAAUUUUACUUGUCCCAAGGUGUCUUUUAAAUGUUUUCGUUUUAUUUCCAACGUUAAUUUCGUUUUAAAUACGAACCAAAGACCAUUUGUAUUUUCAAAACAACAACAAUGAAAAUGGCGGGAAAUUUUCGAACUUCGUAUGUCGUUCGCAGGGAUGAAAUACGGAAAAUACGCGCACUUGGUCCCGGAUGUAGUGAUGUAUGAGUUCUACUAGUGUUUAAUUUCCAGUAAAACACCAUUGUCCAUAUAAUAAAACUGUAUAUCAACACGGAAAAUGUUUUAUAUUUGUUAAUUAUUAUUAGUCCAGCGGAAAAGUAAAAAAUCAUGCACUUUGUGAAGAAAGCACCCAAUUCACAGGAAGUGUAGACUUUAACAUGAUAAUGAAUCUUAGAUAUGGAGGCAUCACCAAAAUUGAUGCUGACGGCUUAAAAUUUAGGAUGGCUUAUAUUCUCUUACUAAACUCUAUUACUGUUUAAAAUUGUGAAAUUGCAGGUUCACAUAUAGCAAAAAUGACUUGCAUGAUUAGAAAGCUUACAAAAAACUACAUAUAAGACUUUUAAACGGCUGAUUAAUUUUCCAAGCGGUUUUCAAGUUAUUGCUAUUUAAAAACGUGAUAAAUAGGCAAAAAUCCCGCCAAAGUCCUAGACACUAGCCCUAAAACAUAUUUUCAACCGCUCAUAACUCCGCGGAAGAAGUUGGAAAAUCAAAGUAACUGCUUUUAAGCAUAACUCCGGAGGAGUUGGAAAAUCAAAGUAACUGCUUUUAAGCAGUUACUUUGAUUUUCCAACUCCUCCGGAGUUAUGCGCGGUUGAAAAUAUGUUUUAGAGCUAGUGUCCAGGACUUUGGCGGGAUUUUUGCCUAUUUAUCACGUUUUUAAAUAGCAAUAACUUGAAAACCGCUUGGAAAAUCAAUCAGCCGUUUAAAAAGUCUUAUAUGUAGUUUUUUGUAAGCUUUCUAAUCAUGCAAGUCAUUUUUGCUAUAUGUGAACCUGCAAUUUCACAAUUUUAAACAGUAAUAGAGUUUAAUAAGAGAAUAUAAGAAAUCCUAAAUUUUAAGCCGUCAGCAUCAAUUUUGGUGAUGCCUCCAUAUCUAAGAUUCAUUAUCAUGUUAAAGUCUACACUUCCUGUGAAUUGGGUGCUUUCUUCACAAAGUGCAUGAUUUUCUCAAAUAUCUGUGCAUAUCCGCUGGACUAUAUAUGGACAAUCGCAGGGGCAUAGGAAGCAUCAACCGGAAGUAGAUUUGCGCCGAUUGAAAUUGGGUUAAUUUUUGUAUUCGAUAAAAGCUCUAUCCAGUCUAUUAUUAGAUCAGUGGUGAAGCUUCAUUAAUAUAUUACCAGAUCAUUGAUGAAUUUUUUUAUCACUGCACAUUCCUUAAACAAUAUAGGAGGUUGCCAAGAUAACGCCCUUUAAAGAGUCAUUGUCAACCACAAUGCAAUUGUUUACAUAUCUUACCUUCGGAAGUGAAAUAUAGCAACAAAUGACGAUUAUAAACAUUUCUUUGGUGCAAUUUUAGUAUAAAAAAGUUAAAAUGAGCAGGUAUAACCAUAGGGUGGUAGUAAUAUAUUAUGGAUUGAAAACCGAAACAUCUAUUAUUUUAUCUUACAUCUAUUAUUUCGAAAACCGAAACAUCUAUUAUGCGCACAAUGCAUUGUGGUUGACAAUGACUCUUUAAGGCUCGUUUACACUUGCAAUUAUUGCGGCGAUUUCUACAUUUCGAUUUUGCCUGAGUUCCUGUGAUGCAUGUGAAGAACUAGAUGAGUUAUGAAUGUUCUGAGUAUAUGUAUCCUCAUCUGAACAUCUAUAACUCAGAAGAAGAAAAUGCUUAGCAAUUAGUUCUAAAAGUUAAUGCUCUGGUUUUCGCCGCUGCCCAAAUAUAAUUACUCUUCUGUAUCUUUUUUUCUUUGGCUAUACAAUAAGAUUGACAUCAUCCCCGAGCCGACGGCACGAAGCGCCGUGCGAGGGUACUAAUUCCCCCCAGCUAUUUACACCCGGGGAAACGAAAGCAUUAGCGAAGUCGAAAGUUCAUCAAUGGACCAUUUGCAUUAUAGACUAAAUUUUGAUCUAGACAAAAAUUUCGUCACAGCUUGAAAGAGCAUCACAAAAUUAGUAAUAUUCCAAAGUUUCGUUCCGAAAUGUUGUAAAAUGCGGAUAAUAUAGACAUGCGAAGUUUGCCGUUUUUCAGUCAUUUUAGAUUACAAACGGGAAAUUGACAGCCCAAUCGGGUGUUGGGCAUCAAUUUCCCGUUUGUAAUCUAAAAUGACUGAAAAUUGCAAACUUCGCAAGGCUAUAUUAUCCGCAUUUUACAACAUUUCGGAACGAAACUUUGGAAUAUUACUAAUUUUGUGAUGCUCUUUCAAGCUGUGAUGAAAUUUUUGUCUAGAUCAAAAUUUAGUCUAUAAUGCAAAUGGUCCAUUAUCGCGGGCGUGGGUGACCAACAAUGUUGGGGUGGGUGGUCAUCCUCACUGAUCCCAAAAAUAUGGCGGACUGUCAUGCAUGAAUAGCGGACACUGGUUGGUCCAAUUUAAAGUUUGCAUUAUAACGACUGCAUGACGACAGCGAAAUAGUAAACAUUUCUUGAUUUGAUGAUUGAUAAAUUUCUUGCAAAUAUAUUUCUAGGCCGUAUUCCCUGGCCCCAAAAGUCGCUUAGAAAACUACUUUAAAUUUACAUGAAUCUAUAGAUUUUUAUACGCUGAGUUCGAAUUCACUUGUUGUGACUCGCACAAACCUGCAGUUUUUUUGUAUUUUACGAUCAAACAUCAACAUUUUUUAUUAACAUUUCCGCCAUUUUGUUCAGGAAACUUCAUGUUAUAUACAGUUAUUGUACUAGUUCAAGUCUCUUAGCAGGGGGUUGCACGCGGUAUUACGCAUUUUUUAUCAUUCUUCUGAGGAAAAUAUACAGCUAGAAAUAAAUAAAAAUAUAGAUAUGUUUCCACAAUAUUAAAGUGCGAAAGGUAAUAAUACAUGUUUGUAAAUAAUCAGGAACUAAUCUAUUGUUCUUGUCAUCCAUAAAGACUCACUUGUCCUUGGUAAAGUUGUUUAUUUUAUUUAUUAUUGAAAUUAUGUACAUAAUUUUAGCCUUGCAAUGUGAACAGGCAAUUUUCCUGGGUAUUGUCUACCUGAAAUUUUUGUCAACAAUAAAGUUUUGAAGGUUUUAUCCCUCAGAGAGAUUUCAAAAUAAAUUUUAACUUUGAAACUUUCUAAUCUCCUAGGCGAGCCAGCCCAGGUAACCCGAGUUGAUUUCAUCCCGUGUUUACAAGAGACUUUUGAGGCGGGCUGGUUCGCCAAAACAGAUCACUGUUAUAAAUAGUAUAAUAUAAUAUUUUCUACUUCUCAAGAUCUUGCCUUGACAGGCCAGCCCAGUUCCAUAUAAAUGCAAGAUGAAUAUUAGUUUAAAUUACAUAGCGACGUUAGAUCUUGGCAAAGCGAGCUAGCUCGGGUACUCCCUAAGGAAAUGAAGAAAUGUUAUUUACAUCAAUAGAUUGAUGUGAAUAGAGUAUUAUUUAAUGCCCAGCUGUUAUCCAAGAUCUAAGACAUGGAAAAAAAGAGUCUUGGCUAGGCAGCUAGGCUAGCCCAACUGGAAAGAAGGUUUGUGUAACUAAUGCAUAUUGGUAGGUAUAGUGAUCCCAGAUUACUUUAAUUAAAUUUCUAGUGCCUGCCUGGCCAAAUAUAAAUUAAUAAAGUAUCCCUCCUCCAAGUGCUUCGUAAUGAGUGGCAGCUCAAAUAGGAUUAGAGCUUAUUAAGGUAAGGAUGUAUCAUGACAAUAUGUUGUUAAACCUCAUUAUGGCUCAACCAAUUCAAAUGGCUCAACCAAUUCAAAUGGCUCGACCAAUUCAUGUCUCUAGGUGGCAUGACUUUGAGAUUUGCUUGUGUGAAUAUAAUUUUUUGCUUAGUACCUUUGUUCCAGCAAGCCCAUGCAUAUGCUUGCCUCAACAGUGUCACAUAAAUUGAAACACCAAGCAAGCUAUUGUAGCUGUAAUCAAUUGGGGCUAUGUCCUGUAUGGCCACCAUUUGCUAAUGUAAAUACUUUAAUAACAAUAAAGUGAUUAAAAAAAUAUGGCUAAUCUACGCUGGGUUAACUCCAUAUCAACAGACCAAAAGUAAGCUGUCAGUCUGUCUUAGAGUGAAAGACAUCUUCCAAAAGUUCUUUUUACAAAGCUCAAUGUCAUGAUAGCAAAAAUUUUAUUAUAAUACAAGAAAAUGGAACAUACCAUAGUUAAUAGAAUAGAUGGUUUGGAAACUCAUUAGAAUAACAAUAUAUAUACCUCAUUAUCUACAGGUAUGCUAGUCAACGUUUACAGAGGUGUAACUUAACACUUGCCCGGGGCAAGUGAAUAUCAUGACGGGCAAGUAAACGUUUUAUCUUGCCCGAUUGGGCAAGUUGCCUCUUGCCACAAAAAGCUCGGCUUUCAUUAUCGGAUAAUUUUUUUAUGGCGCAUGUACUUGAUUCAAAUUUUGUUUUUUGUGGGCCAAAGCUAGAUCUAAGGCAGUAUAACAUAGCCACAUAGAGAAUGAGUUGACAUGUUGCCCCCUUGAGUUAUACCCCCUGGCAAAUGAAUUUUAUUCAGGGCAACUAAUUUUCAUGUCCAAUUAACUUGCCCUGAAAGCAAAUGGUCAAAAAAGUAAAGUUACACCACUGGUUUAUUCAUAAAUCUGGUCUCUGUAUUUUUGCCCAACUAACCAAUAGCAAUGUCUUAGGAAAGUUACCUAUCCGUGACUCGAACAAUAGGGUAAAUUGAAAAUUGCAAGAAUACAAGGUGGAUUUGGCAAGAAUACAAUACACACAUGAGGAUGAAGGACCAGAUUUAUGAAUAAAUGUUGACUAACAUAAAUAACGAGUUUGAGAGUUUCAGCCAAACUAUCUAUUCUAUUAACUGUGAUGGAACUCAUUAUGUGCAGAUUUACUAAAUGGAUGAGCUAAUUUGAUUGAAGUUAACUGCUACUAAUGGGCAAUGGUCUAUUUGUGUUAAUAUUAAAAUUACCCAGGUGACUAUAGGUCUAACAUUUUAUACUAUUGUAACAACAAAUAGGUCUAACAUUUAUUAAUUAAACAACAAUAUAUUGUGCUCCUUAUUCAUUGUUAACAAAAAUUUGAAAGAAAAAUUGCCUAUUCACAUUGUAAGGCUAAAAUUAUGUACAUAAUUUUAGUAAUAAAUAAAAUAAACAACUUUACCAAGGACAAGUCAAGUGAGUCUUUGUGGAUAUAGACCAUAUAGUGACAGUCUUUGCAAUUUCACAUCAAGGUGAGGCCAAAAACCCAAAAGUUGGCGCAAUAAAGAAUAGUAGAUUAGUUCCUGAUUAUAUACAAACAUGUAUUAUUACCUUUUGCAUUUUAAUAUUGUGAAAAAAUAUCUAUAUUUUUAUUUCUGUAUAUUUUCCUCAGAAGAAUGAUAAAAAUGCGUAAUACCGCGUGCAACCCCCUUGCUAAGAGACUUGAACUAGUACAAUAAUUGUAUAUAACAUGAAGUUUCCUGAACAAAAUGGCGGAAAUUUUAAUAAAAUAUGUUGAUGUUUGAUCGUAAAAUACAAAAAAACUGCAGGUUUGUGCGAGUGACAACAAGUGAAUUCGUACUCAGCGUAUAAAAAUGUAUAGAUUCGUGUGAAUUUAAAGUAGUGCCCGAAGGGGGGCAACAAAACUGAACGAAAAGCGGUCAGGGAAUACGGCCUAUUCAUUUUUGCUCGCAUUUUUGCAAGAUUUUGUAAAUUUCAGAAGCUCUCUUCGAAAGAAACUGCGAAAGAAUCGGCUAAAAGAAGGGAGCCGACGUUAACGAAGGUAAGUUUGUUUUGAAUAUUGAUUUUAUAAUGCCCCUUUAAAACCCGACGGCCUUUGCGUAUAUGAAACAGCUAAACAAGACAGCAUAUAAUAUCAGUGUAUCUUAAAUAUUGAUUCCCUUUUUAAAUAAAAAAGAAAGCAAAGUUAUUUGCAAGCGAGAAUUUGAAAUCAUUUUAUUGCAAACUCAAAGUUUAUCGAUAAAGCCAUUUUAAAAGGCAGUUUAGUUUUAUAAAGAACAAUAGUGAUUUUAAAACGUUUUGUGAAGCGUUUGUGGUUGAAUUUUACAUUUAAUUGAGGGUUCUAUUAUGUAUAAUAACAUACCUAACAUAUAUAUGUUGGGAAAUUAAUAAUUUUGUAAUUAAAAGUGAUAUUUUUAGGCGGUUUUUCAUUUGUAAGAAUAUUCUUAAAAAAUUAUCGUGUUACCAUGACAACUACUUUAGAUUCUUCAUGUUCGGAAAAUACAAUGGUUUUGUCAGCAAGGCGAGGGUUUCUGCAUGCAUGUAUUUUCUAGUAUUUUUGAUAUAAUGAACCUGUUGUACAUGUAUUAAUUAUAUUUAUUAUAUAAAGUAUAGUGCUUUAUGUACUGUUUAAUAAACGAGCAGGAGUGUUUUAUUAGGUUUAAAGCCACGGGCGCGCAGCGCGAGUGGCUUUAGACCUAAUAAAACACGACCUGCGAGUUUAUUAAACGGCUUCAAACACGACUACAAAUUCAAUAGAUAUACUGCCUUAUUAGUAUUCUUUAUAUAAACUGAAAAAUACUAAUGAGGACACGACUACAAUAGAGACUGCCUUAUUAGUAUUCUUUAUAUAAAGAAUACUAAUUAGAAGUGUUUUAUCAGGUUUAAAGCCACUGCACGUGACAUAUUAUGGUUGGCAUGAUUUGCCAAUAAGCUUAUGAAUUAUUAAUGAGUGUUUGAAAGAGAUUUCGAGCACUGAUAAAAGUGAUAAUCUCACAUGUGAGAUUAUUCAUGAUAAUCUCACAUGUGAAAAUUAUCGCUUUUCAAUUAUCGCUUUUCUGUAAAAAUUAUCGCUUUUCAAAGACUGUAUUAUUCUCUAUUUAGCAUACUGUUUAAUUUAGGGAAGACAGCUGCAGAUUGAGAGAGAUACAACUACCUGAAAAAUACAAGCAGAAAUUCGACUUCUUCAGCGAAGAUCCUACGUCGGGAAGUUUUAGCGACGAAGGGCCUUCGCUUGAAACGUCGAAGUUCUGCUAGUAUUUUUCAGGUAGUUGUGUCUCUCAAUACGCAGCUCAGUGUCUUGUUAUCGUCGCCACCUACACAUGGCACCGACCGUUCUUGUAUAAUUUAGGAUAUGUUUUGUUCUCAUUAUUAGAUGUUACAAGACUCAUGCAUGGUAUCCUUGGUGUCCCAAGGGUGCAUCAAAAUACAUUGUCAUAUACCGUGAACCAUGUGCUUCAUUCUACAGUUACUUCAACUUCUUAAAAGGUUGGAUAUUUCAACCAGGGGAAGUUUUACUUCAUGAAUUUGUAAAGGAUUAUCUACUUGCCCUUGGACUACCAAAAAAGAAGAUGGAACGUGCAUCCUAUUUUGUCCACUUGCUCAGCUGGUGGGAACACAGGAAUGACUUGAAUGUUUUAUUUCUGUUCUUUGAGGAUAUGAAAGAUGAUUUAGAAAGUGCAGUUAGGAAGGUUGCAGCAUUUAUAGGAAUUCAAGAUGAUGAAAGGAUUAGGGAGGCUGUGAAAAUGAGCUCCUUUGAAUAUAUGAAGGAAAAUGAGAGAAAGUUUUCAGAGGUUCGUCUCGCACGUUGUCGGAAUAAAAGUUGUGGGAUACCUGAUGAUGUUGUAGCCAGUAAGGUCGUCACAGGAUCUGCAACGAAAGGACGAGAGUUGAUGGAUGACAAAACUAAAGAAAUUAUUCAGGCAAAGUGGCUGGAAGUAGUUGAAAAACAAACUGGAUUUCAAGAUUACAAUGAGUUGAGAAGGGCAUUCAAAAUGGAACAGAUGAAUAGAAAUUAAGAAUUACUUCAAUCUGUUAGAAGUACACUGUUUGGUAUUAUAGAUGUUCAGAUUUGAGUUCCACUACCGCCACCUCUAACUGGCAUAGUACGCAUCUGAUUGGUUAAUCGAAUAUAUCAAACGCAUCUGAUCGGUAGAUUGUCCCUUAGUGGUAGUGGUAGCGGUAGUGGAAGUCAAAUCUGGACCUCUAUAUUAACAGAAGAUUGUAAAAUAAUGAUGGGGAGCCACGCUAUAGCGUUUUACAAAAAUCAUUUAAUGACAGUUGUAUUAAGUGAACACAAAUAAUGAUUGAACAGUUCAAUACUUUGAAAUGCAUAUUCUAACUCUUCCAGUCUCAGCUACAUGUUAUAAUUCAACUGCAAUUUAUCCCGAGGCAGAUUCGGAUGCGCAGCAAAUCCAAAUAGGAUUUGGUUAAAAGUCGCGAAUAGUGCGAAUAGUCGACGAAUAGUGUGAAAUCAAUAUCGACUAAUAGUCGAGAAUAUUUCGCAUCAAAAGAUAGUCGAAAGAGAAAUUGGACGUUCUGUCAGGUAUUUUUAAAAAAUUAUAAUUUGUCUAAUAAAAAAAACAACGGAAAAUUAUAGACAAUUAUAGUUUUUAAUUUUCCGUUAUCGUUUAUCAGGCAAUUUAUAAAGUCAUAUGAGACAAUUUAUAUAUCAAUGUAAUAUUAGACAAUUUACAAUGUCACUGAACACUCUUACUUGCCUUGUGCUCACAAAACAUACCCACAGUACAUAUUUUGGAAAUUCAUUGUCGUAUAGUUAGAAGUACUAAUCUUUCAACUACUUUUGCCGUUUUGCACA
Molecule: messenger RNA, 14200 nt
Organism: Paramuricea clavata
Lineage: Eukaryota; Metazoa; Cnidaria; Anthozoa; Malacalcyonacea; Plexauridae
Source: the annotation of a GenBank genome assembly